GAAUCUCGAUGGAGCUGUUGGUGUAGGGAACCUUGUAGGUAAAAUAAAUGCAGACUUUCCAAAGUACAUGUGAAGGGAUCGCUCUAAAAUUGACCUCACUGGUAUCGUUUUCAGCAAACUGACCUGGGCCACUCAACAUGGUUAUCGUUCCUGAUGUUAGUGUGUGUUCUCUUUUUACAAUAAACUCAUGGCCGUCAGAAGAUAUCAAUUUGCCAUACAUUGCAUCGGGGCUUUCACAGCCACCAUAGGUUUUCUCCUCCCCAUCCGUUAUGUUGUUAUAUAAUCCUACUUUGGUUCCACAGGAACUUUAGUAGUUUCUUGUCGGCCCCACAACGACUGCAGCCAAGUCUCCCCCUACCGCCACAACCCCUACUUCAGGGCCGCCCCUCUAACCGUCAGGAUAAUUGUUGAUAAUUGAUAAUUACGAUACUUGCUGAUUGUUUUCUGAGAGUAACUGAAUAGUGGGUUUAGAUGUAUAUAAACAUCAUCUUCUAAUUCAUAAAAAGAAUUAUGUUUCUUUAUCCUUUUAUGUUUCUUCUGGAGCCAGUAAUGAAAGCACUGUGUUAAGGGCUCUGCCUGCCUUCCUAUGUGUUGUGGCUGAUGGGUGUGCAUUCAUUUCAUCUAGUAAGUAAAUCAAAGCCAUUCAGCUAUAACUUAGAAGUUGUGCCUCUGUGAAAAUUUGACUGUAGUCUGUCAGCUUUCACCACAUUCACCCUAGAGGUGAGAUUGAACCUUGCUGAAAUUAUACACAUCAUAAACACUCUUCAACUAAUUGGAAGUCUACCUAUCGAUUAGUGUGCUAUAUCCCAAUUUUCUUAGUGAUGUGUAAUGGAAUACCACUGAUCAUGAGUUGAAUAAUUCUGAUGAAAAAUCUUCUUUUUCAUCAUAAAAGAUACCAGGUUCAAGAAAGCAAAUGAAGGGAUUGGUCAAGCUAAUGAGUCUAUAUCUCAGGAAAAAUAUAUUCUCCAAUAUUGCAUUUUUGAGAAAACCUAUAUAACAAGUACCAAAAAUAGUGCAUACUCUUUGUAACACAUCCAUAAGUCACUAAUAGCAAAAGGUAGCCUAUGAUGAAAGCAAAUGGAAAAAAUUUUACAGAGGGUGAUAUUUCAGGAUACCAAACAGAAGGACUCUGCUUCAGGAAAAUGUGAAGAAAAUUCCCAUCAAAUAGACCACUGAAUCAAGUAAUCUACUUUAUAAAAGAAGUUGGUAUCACCAUAAGUUCUCUUAGAGAACUCAUAGCGAAAUCUACUGUGUGUAAUCUAUUUGAGGACAUAUAAUUUCUUAGCUAGUAGUUAAACCUCAAAAGCAUUUGAUACAGUGGUUUGCACACUUAGUUAUUCAAUAAAAUGCCUGAGCUAACUGAUUAGAAAGCAGUUUCUUGGAAAAGAAUCAUGCUACAAAAUCGCUGGUUUUGAGCGGUGCGUUCAGGGGAGGUCCCGCGGAUCUGUCUCUUGCUUCAACAGUGUUUGGAUGGAACAGACCCGGGACUCCCUUUUUUUUCAUCUCCCAUCCACGUUCCAGGCACAAAGUUUGGGACCAUCUUUUUGAUCAUCUGCUCUUUCCAGGACAGCCAACACCAUUCUUUUGAGGGUAGCUCUUUCCCACUGAUCAGCCAUGACCUCUCAGAUUCGUCAGAAUUAUUCCCCCCGAGGUGGAGGCUGCCAUCAACCGCUGGUGAACCUGCACCUGCAGGCCUCCUAUACCUACCUCUCUCUGGGCUACUACUUCGACCGCGACAAUGUGGCUAUGGCGGGCAUGGACCGUUUCUUCCAUGAGCUGGCCAAGGAGAAACAUGAGGGCCUAGCCUAGCAUCUCCUAAAGAUGCAAAGCCAUCGCGGUGGCUGGGCUCUCUUCCAAGACGUGCUGAAGCCUUCCGAGGAUGAUUGGGGUAAAAUGCUAUGCAGGCAGCCCUGCAUAGGCCUGGAGAAAAGCCUGAACCAAGCUCUGCUGGAUUUUCAUGCCUUGGGCUCUGCCAAGACAGACCCCCAUGUCUGUGAUUUCCUGGAGAACCACUUCCUAGAUGAGGAAGUGAAGCACAUCAAGAAGAUAGGUGACCACCUCGCUAACCUCCAAAGGCUGGCGGGCCCCCAGGCUGGGCUGGGCGAAUACCUCUUUGAAAGGCUCAUCCUUAAGCACAAUGAGGAGGCCCCAGAGCCUAGCAGUCUCGGAGGGGCUACUGCAUCACCUGGCAUCAGGGCUUUGGCUUGACCCUUUCCCUUCAGCCACUAGGCAGUUUUUUCACCUCUUUGGAGCCCCCUCCCAAAUCUUGGACUAAAAGAACAUAAAGCCUUUUACAGCAAACAAACAAAAAACCGCUGGUUUUACAUGUACUUUCCGUCUAUAUCAAUCCCCUAAUGAAAGCCAAACUUCUGAUCUCUCAAAUAAAUGCACUUGUUUCUAAGAUUAUCAUACUGUGAAACUUCUUCAAUGCUUCCAUCAUAAUUUCCACUGAAGAUUCAGCCAGCAGUUGGCCAUGAGACUGUGUUGCAUAAAUACAAGGAAAGACUGGGAUGGGAGUAUAAAUAGAAAACAUGUUAACAUAAAAAAACUCAUUGGCCAGAAGAAAUAAAAAGAAGCCAUCCAUUUUUGUGCUGCAGUAACUAAGAUUUUAAAUUCCCAGAAAUGUUUGAUUGCAGAGCAAAACUGUACACUACCUUUCAACUUGCAAAUUCAUUGAGAAACAUCUUUCUGCUCUCAACUGCAGAACAUUGUAUUCUGCUUUCUUCAGGCUGCAAUUCUAGAGUAGAAACUCAAAAUUCCACGUUGGCCCACGCAGAAAAAGAUAACUGAAAUCCCUCCAACCGUCUUGCUUGGUGACUUUCUUAAUGGAACUCAAUAUAAAUACAGAAGCAGACCAGAAACAUUCUUCAACCAAGACCUCAUGUGAAUAUGCCUCGGCAGAAAGCUCUGCUCCCGUUUGUUUGGAGCUCCAUAAUUCAAAGAUAGUCUGAAAAGGGCCUGAUCUGAGCUGAACCAGCAGACAUGCUGACUGGGAGAGAUGGAGAACAGCACAGGUCUACCAGGCCAGGCGGGAUAGAGGCAAGUACUGUUUCCCUUUCUGCUGAUUUUGGGCUGCCAGGUAUCCUCCCAGCAGAACCAGUAUUUAGUCCCUGAGGAGCUGACCAAGGGUUCAUUCAUGGGAAACCUUCCCAAGGAUCUAGGGCUCAAACAUCUAGCACUUACAGACUUGCAAGUUUCAGGUUAAUUCAGAACAAAAAUACUUCACUCUGAGUGAAGCAGGUGGAGACCUGUUUGUGACUGACAGGAUGGAUCAGAAGAUAUGCCCACAGGAUAUAGUUUGUACUAUAUGUUCAGGAACUGUAGUUGGAAGUCCUUGUAGUGGUUUUCACAUUAAUAUAGAGAUUCAGGCUCCACGGUUUAGCAGGAAUGUUACUGAAGUUGAAGAUCUCCAGCCAGUAGCAAGAUUUGCAAUAGAACCUGCACAGGAUCCUGAUGUUGGAAACCAUUCCUUACAAAAUUAUCAGCAACUCUGGAAAGAAAUAUGCUGCUCUUAUUUUAGUGAAGCCACUGAGCCAGAAGAAGUACAGCUUCCUUCACUUAGUGCUGAUAACCUUAGAUGGUGGUGACCCAUCACAAAGUGGUACCACCCAGAUCCCGAUCCUGGUGGUUGAUGCCAACGACCACCCCCAGUGUUCAGUCAGGAUGUGUAUAGGGUCAGCCUUCAAGAAAUGUGCUACCAAGCACCUCCAUCUGAGGGUAAGGGCCACCCACCAGGACGAGGGCACCAAUGCAGAGAUCAUGUAUGCCUUCAAAGUCCAGAGUACUCAUAGCCAUUUUGGUCUUGAUAAUAAGAUUGCAGAAACUAAAACUUUAAAUACAUUAGACUUCAAAGAGAUUAAAAAAUAGUCUAUGGUUUUGGAAACAAGGGACAGAGAAAUUCUAGAUGAUAGUGACAAUGUCCCACGGGUGAUUUUCACUUCUAGUUCCACAAUGGUUCCCAAAGUCACUCUGUUUAAAACACAAGAUCGAGAUUCACAAGAAAAUGGGGACUUCGUGUCUCAAACAAGAAAAUGUACCUUUCAAAACUGAAUCUUCCUCCAAGAAUUAUUACUAAGCCUGUAACACGUAGGACACUGAACAGACCCUGAAGUACAACAUCGUCACUGCCACGACAAGAGCAAGCCCUCCCUCUCCUCCAGUACAAGCAUCACGUUAUACAUUGCUGACACAGGACAACGCUCCAGUUUUUCAGCAGGCCUCCUAUAUGGUCCGCAUGGCAGGCAGCAAUGUACCUGGAGCCUCAGUUGUGCAAAUCAGAGCCUGCGACCUGAAUUUGGGACUCGGUGGCCUAGUCUCCUAUUUCGUCUUGGAUGACGUCAUAAAGCCAAGAGCGCUGCUGUCCUACGUGUCCGAGAGCGCACGGAACGGAGUGGUGGUCUCGCAGCAGCGCGUCUUCGACCACGGCGCUGCAGGCCCACGGCCACGGCUCGCCCGCGCUCAGCGCCAGCUUGAGCCUGCGCGUGCUGGUGGGAAACCACGACAACGUGCUGUACCCUGCGCGAUGACGGCCAGUCACCUGGUCACCAAGAUGGUGGCAGUGGACGCUGACUCACGACAUAGUGCCUGGCUGUCCUAUCGCGUGCUGCAGGCCAGUGACCCUGGGCUCUUCUUACGCGACAGGGCGCUGCCUGACUCUGCCUGCUGAUCUCUGUGUGUGAUGGUGGGCUGCUUCUUUCGUGCACCACCACGCUGCAUCUGGUGUUCGUUGACUGCUACAAGAGACGCUGCCAGACCUCCUUCGAUAGCUCUGCAGAUUUAUAUUCCGAUUCCAAAAGUAAUUUCUACC
Molecule: messenger RNA, 4807 nt
Organism: Cavia porcellus (domestic guinea pig)
Lineage: Eukaryota; Metazoa; Chordata; Mammalia; Rodentia; Caviidae
Product: ferritin light chain-like
Biological process (GO): iron ion transport; intracellular iron ion homeostasis
Cellular component (GO): cytoplasm
Molecular function (GO): ferrous iron binding; ferric iron binding
Source: RefSeq, a predicted model, not a curated record